Molecule: messenger RNA, 585 nt
Organism: Knipowitschia caucasica
Lineage: Eukaryota; Metazoa; Chordata; Actinopteri; Gobiiformes; Gobiidae
Source: the annotation of a GenBank genome assembly
AUGGGCUCGGACCCCAUGGUGACGGGACGAUGGGCUCUGGGAGAUGGCCUCCCUCCACCUCCACAGGGCCCCCUCCACCUCCAUGGGGCCCUCCCUCCACCUUCACAGGGCCUCCCUCCACCUCCAGGGCCCCCCUCCACCUCCAUGGGGCCUCCCUCCACCUCCAUAGGGCCCCCCUCCACCUCUAUGGGGCCCCCCUCCACCUCCAUAGGGCCCCCCUUCAGCUCCAUGGGGCCUCCCUCCACCUCCACAGGGCCCCCCUCAACCUCCAUGGGGCCCCCCUCCACCUCCAGGGGGCCACCCUCCACAUGGAGCUCCCCUCCACCUCCAUUGGGCCCCCCUCAACCUCCAUGGGGCCCCCCCUCCACCUCCACAGGGCACCCCUCAACCUGCAUGGGGCUCCCCUCCACAGGGCCUCCCUCAACCUCCAUGGGGCCCCCAUCCACCUCCAUGGGGCCUCCCUCCAUCUUCACGGGGCCCCCUCCACCUUCACGGAGCCCCCUCCACCUCCAUGGGGCCCCCCUCCACCUUCACGGGGCCCCCCUCCACCUCCAUGGGGCCCCCCUGACCUGCCACAUGGCUUAA